AAGGUCACUAUGAUGGGCAACAUUUGGAGUUGAGGGUGGAAAUUAAUUUUGUAGUAGAACUUGAGAAGUUGGUCUUCUUCUUUUCCUUAAAGUAUGUCGGGUAAUACAGAUUUGGAUGAAUGCCUACAAGCAGCUCUGAAUAUAGCCAGAAAAGCUGGGAAGAUUGCUCGAGAGGCCUCCUUCUCGAUUAUGAAGGUGGAGACAAAGGCAUCGUCCGCAGACUUGGUCACCGAGACUGACAAGCAAGUGGAGGAGCUCAUUCUGUCGGAGCUGAAGCAAAAGUUCCCCUCACACAAGUUUAUUGGUGAGGAGUGCACAGCUGCAGGGGAGGACUGCCAGCUGACCAACGACCCCACCUGGAUGGUGGACCCCAUUGAUGGUACCUCCAACUUCGUACACGGAAUCCCAUUUUCAGCCGUGUCUAUUGGACUGGCUGUAGACAAGACUCCGGUGGUGGGUGUGGUCUACAACUUCUCUCUAGAUCAGAUGUUUGCGGCCAGGAAAGGGGGAGGGGCCACAAUGAACGGUGCUCCAAUACACGUCUCUAAAUGCACAGAGUUGACGGAGUCUCUCUUGUUGAGUGAGUUUGGCUCCAACCGACCACCAGAGUUGCUCAAGCCCAAGGUGGACUGUCUCUAUGAGCUAGCCGUAGAGCCGAGGCCUGUGCAUGGUAUUCGGAUGGUAGGGUCAGCAGCACUGUCCAUGUGUAUGGUGGCUAGUGGGAGCGCUGAUGCUUACUUUGAGUACGGUAUCCACUGUUGGGAUAUUGCAGCUGGUGAUGUCAUCGUGAGGGAGGCGGGCGGAGUCACCAUGUUCCCUACAGGUGAUCCACUGGACGUGAUGAGGAGGGGGGUGCUCUGUGCAGGGACACAAGAACUGGCCGCUAAACUAGCACCACACAUCCCCAAGCUGGAGUACGAGAGAGACUGAGUAUAUAAAAAUCAUGGACUCUUAGUUAAUUUUUGUGGGAUUUUUUAAUCUAUGAUGAUGAUGAUAAUGGCAAAGAA
Messenger RNA from Halichondria panicea, 1007 nucleotides. RefSeq names its product inositol monophosphatase 1-like. Gene Ontology annotation, biological process: signal transduction; phosphatidylinositol phosphate biosynthetic process; inositol metabolic process. Bases 94 to 930 code for a protein of 278 amino acids. Lineage: Eukaryota; Metazoa; Porifera; Demospongiae; Suberitida; Halichondriidae. The transcript has 7 exons. Gene Ontology annotation, molecular function: inositol monophosphate 1-phosphatase activity. The record is from RefSeq and is a predicted model, not a curated record.